Messenger RNA from Hibiscus syriacus, 1225 nucleotides. Its product is annotated as probable WRKY transcription factor 33. Bases 39 to 1220 code for a protein of 393 amino acids. Gene Ontology annotation, molecular function: sequence-specific DNA binding; DNA-binding transcription factor activity. NCBI's taxonomy places the organism in Eukaryota, Viridiplantae, Streptophyta, Magnoliopsida, Malvales, Malvaceae. The record is from RefSeq and is a predicted model, not a curated record. Gene Ontology annotation, biological process: regulation of DNA-templated transcription. The transcript is spliced from 4 exons.
AUCAUAAGCCAACACCCUUCUGGUUCUCAAUUUAUUCCAUGGCAGCUUCGUCUCCUUUUAUGCACAUGGACAACGUUAAUCAAGUCACCGCCGUCGCCUGGCCGGUACUUCAAGUCCCGAACUUCAAAUCAUUUGCUCCUCCUUUGCCAUGCUCUCAAGCUCUUGUUUCCCCUUUUUCUGCUUUUAGCCCCACUGAUUUCUUGGACUCGCACGCGUUUGAUUUCUCUUUCCAAGUGUUCGAACUGCAGCCGAGGCCUCCACCGUCGACCGACAUCAUCUCGGUGGAGCAACCGGCAUGGAAUUUCAAUGAGACCGUGAAGCAGCAAUCCGAGUUGACUAACAGGAAGGUUGAAGACGGGUAUAACUGGAGGAAAUACGGACAGAAGCAAAUGAAAGGGAGUGAGAAUCCACGGAGUUACUACAAGUGCACAUACCCGAAUUGUCCCACUAAGAAAAAAAUGGAGACUUCUUUGGACGGACAGAUAACCGAGAUUGUUUACAAGGGUAGCCAUAACCAUCCCAAGCCUCAAUCAAAGAGAGGUUCUCAGACUUCGUCGUCGGAGAUAUCGGAUCAGUUUGACAAAGCUUCACCAACAAGUAAUGGUGAUGACAUCAAUGAAAAUGAACCCUAUUCCAAAAGAUGGAAAGGUGAAGACGAGAUCGAUGGCAUCGUUGGUUGUGGUAGCAAAGCCGUGAAAGAGCCAAGAAUAGUGGUGCAAACAACGAGCGAUAUCGACAUUCUCGACGAUGGGUAUAGGUGGAGGAAAUAUGGGCAGAAAGUAGUCAAGGGAAACCCCAACCCAAGGAGCUACUACAAAUGUACGACGAUAGGCUGUCCGGUUAGAAAACAUGUCGAGCGAGCGUCCAAUGAUUUGCAAGCCGUGAUAACAACUUACGAAGGGAAGCACAACCAUGAUGUUCCAGCCGCACGUGGAACAGGCUAUGCAAUGAACAGGCCUUCAAUCACAACUGUGAACAAUGUUGAUGCUCCCAUUGCCAUGCCUAUUAGGCCUUCAGCUAUCCCCCGUCAGCCUAACAAUAUAAGUUACAAAAACUCGGGAAUUACCUUGGAAAUGCUGCAGCACAACAAUGAUGACUUCGGGUUCUCGAGAUCGGGAAAGUCGAUCGGCUCCUACAUGAGCCAAAUACAAUUCUCAAACGAGGUAUUCGCCAAGGAUGAACCCGGAGAUGAUUCAUUUUUGGAUGGAUUCCUGUCUUGAAAAGG